Molecule: messenger RNA, 1437 nt
Organism: Exophiala aquamarina CBS 119918
Lineage: Eukaryota; Fungi; Ascomycota; Eurotiomycetes; Chaetothyriales; Herpotrichiellaceae
Exons: 6
Coding region: 1-1437 (478 amino acids)
Biological process (GO): piecemeal microautophagy of the nucleus; exocytosis; maintenance of cell polarity
Cellular component (GO): membrane; cytosol; intracellular membrane-bounded organelle
Molecular function (GO): sterol binding
Source: RefSeq, a predicted model, not a curated record
AUGACAUCUACGUCCAAUACACCUUUUGCGACUCCAGCGACCUCGACGCCGAACUCUAGACCUGGCACUCCAAACCUAUCCACUCCCCCGACCACUGCAGCUGCGGACAACCAGCUGCAAGAUGACUCGUCAAAGCUACGGACUUUUUUGGGGUUGUUGAGAAAAUUUGUUGGCGUCGCAGACAUCGCAAAUGUUCGAUUUUCUUUGCCUUCUCAAUUGAUAGAGCCUAUCCCGAACCUAGAGUAUUGGCAUUAUCUUGAUCGUCCCGAGACCUUUGCAAGCAUCGGCACAUCAGAUAGCGAUCUCGGGCGUAUGCUUGAAGUUCUCAGGUUCUGGUUCACAAAGGAUCUGAAAUACGUUAAAGGAAGACCUUGCAAACCUUACAACUCGACACUCGGAGAGUUUUUCAGGUGUAAUUGGGAGAUCAGUGACACCGCACCGUCAAUAUCAAAGCCAUCCAAAGCCCCGCCACAGCCUUCCGCCGAUCCACUCGCUCCCACCGACAAGCAGACUCCAAUCACAGUGUCUUUUCUGACUGAGCAGACCUCCCACCACCCACCCGUUUCUGCAUAUUACUACGACUGUCCGGAACGGGGCGUCUCUGCACGAGGUUAUGACCAGAUUUCGGCCAAGUUUACUGGCACUUCUGUCCGUGUAAUCCCCGGCAACUACAACCGCGGUAUCUUUAUUACCCUCAAAAAUCGGGGUAACGAGGAGUAUCAACUCACCCAUCCCGCCGCUGCACUCGGUGGCCUCCUGAGAGGGUCCUUGUACAUUUCAGUCGCCGAUACAUGCACAAUCACCUGUCCCGCGACAAAACUAAAAUGCAUUCUCACUUAUGUCGAAGAAAGCUGGUUCGGAAAAGCACAGAACAGGGUCCAUGGCGUCAUCUACCGCUAUGACCCCGCAGAUGACAAGUAUGUGAGAGUCAAGGAUGUGCCCAGUAAGGACGUCCUUGCGAAUCUCGAAGGCUGCUGGCAGGAGCAGAUAACAUAUACAAUCCCCAAGAGCGACGCUGUCAAAGCCUCCAAAGAUCUCGACCCUACAUCGGACAAACAGCUUCUCAUCGAUCUGGCACCACUAAUGCCCGUACCCAAGAUUGUACCCCCACCAGAAGAGCAGCUGCCGAAUGAAUCGCGGACAUUCUGGAAGGAGGUGACGUCAUCAAUCCUCGAGAAGCGCUUCGCUGAUGCCACGAGGAUUAAGCAGGACCUGGAACAAGCACAGCGCGACAAGGCCGCCAAGAGAAAAGAGUUAAAUGUUGAAUUCCAACCCCGCUUCUUUACUGCCGCCACAGAAUCCAGUGGAAAGCCGGACUUGAACGAAGAAGGUAGACAUGCUCUUGACGGCAUGCAAAAGAGAGCUUUUCAUCUAGACCCCAAACCUGAGGAAGGGGUGGAUGGUGCGUCUCCCGCUGAGUCGAACAAUGCCACCUAG